Molecule: messenger RNA, 1667 nt
Organism: Fimicolochytrium jonesii
Lineage: Eukaryota; Fungi; Chytridiomycota; Chytridiomycetes; Spizellomycetales; Powellomycetaceae
Product: WD40-repeat-containing domain protein
Exons: 8
Coding region: 116-1447 (443 amino acids)
Molecular function (GO): protein binding
Source: RefSeq, a predicted model, not a curated record
CUGUGUGCAAAGUGUAUAAACAGGUGGUUUCUCGACAAUCAACUAAGCCAUACACAUCCCGGUUCACCAUCCUGGCGCAAAACUCCCUCCCUUCCCCUUCCCAAAACGUAACAAAAUGCCAUCCACAUCCUCCAUCCUCCCCACCCUAUCAACCACUCCGCAAAUCCACCGCAUCCCCCACCUAACGACCCAACCCGACUUUGCCACCGACCUGCACGCCGCUUACCACCCCUCUUCCCAGCCCCCGCAACCUUUUUGGCUUUCUCUCUAUAAUUAUGAUGGGAAGGACAGCGUGCAUGCCAAGAUCACGCCACGCGCCGGGGGUGGGUUGGAGGUGGAUGUCGAGGGUGUGCAGGUUGAAGGGCGGGGUGAGACUUCAUUUUGGCUUCUCCAUCCCGACGGGACACGCACGCUGUUCCUGGCGCCUGUGCGGCAGUACGAAGGGCUCACACCGACAACAACAUUAUCCAUCUCCCCCACGCGCAGCCACCUCCUCCUCGGCUCUACCGACGGGCGUCUCCAGAUAGUUGAUGCGGCGGACGGGACGUUGAGGAGGGAGUUAAAGGGGCAUGUGGGGGAUGUGACGAGUGCGAGGUUCUUUCCUAGCGGGGUAGUCGUUUUGAGCGGGGCGAUGGAUAUGCGCGUUAGGAUUUGGGGAAUGGAUGGGGCGUGUGCGGCGGUGCUGGAGGGGCAUGGGGGACGAAUCACGGACACGGCGAUCGUCGAGCGAGGCCGCAACAUUCUAACAUCCUCACAGGACGGCACAAUCCGCCUCUGGGACUGCGGAUCCGCGCGCGUCCUCGCCAAAAUCGCACCGGGAGCGGGCGGGAUCAAUCAGAUGUCGCUGGGGGUGGAGGUGGUGAACGCGGAUGGGGAGGUGGUGGAUGGUGUGGGCGGUGCAGAGAUCGACCCAGCAGAGACGGGAACAGACAACAAGCUCCUCUUUGCAGUGACUGAGAACGGAAGCCUGCUCGGCUACAACCUCCGCACCCGCUUCCUGAUCUUCUCCGCCCAUUCCCCAACCUCCGCAUCCCUAACAUCCGUACACUACUCCCCCGAAACCCACUGUGUCGCAGCAGGCGCCGCGGACGGCGUUGUCGUGGUUUGGGAUGUGCGGGAACCUAGCACACCCAUAACAGCCUUCAAACGCAACGAGGCGGCGAUCACGCAUGUGCGGAUCCUGGGGCCCCCGUCGUCGUCGUCGAUACCCUCGGACGAAAUCGUGCUUGUCGUCGCUACAGGCGACGGCACCCUCUCAACCCUCUCCAUCCCACUCACGGGUUCCGGCGCCCUCCCGCCGCGGAUCGUGACCGAGUAUGUUGGCGCGGACGUUGACCCGCUGUAUGCGUUUGAUGUAGCGGCAGGCGGGGCGGAGGAGACGGAGGUGGUUGCGGCGGGGAGGGAUGGGGUUGUUAGGUUUUAUGCGGGUGUGAGUUGGGAAGAGUGAGAAUGGAUGCGGCGGUAGGGUGGGUUGUGUGGGAGCGUCCCUUGCCGGUGCUUCUUCCUUUCCUUUCCUUUUUUAAUUCGAGGGUGGGGAAGGCGACGUAGCAAACAUCCAUUCGUGUGGGCGACCGUCCAUAGUCCGAUGAUGUUAUGAUAAUGAUAUGCAACAAAAAUAAAUAACAACCUCGAGGGGGGCUCACAACGCCUACAAAUGCUAUCCUCCU